Cuscuta europaea is the source of this 1209-nucleotide messenger RNA. The record is from the annotation of a GenBank genome assembly. NCBI's taxonomy places the organism in Eukaryota, Viridiplantae, Streptophyta, Magnoliopsida, Solanales, Convolvulaceae.
AAAUUUUUUAAUAAACAAACAAAAAUAAUUGAGCUACGUCUUUCUUUCCUCCUCCCCAUAUUUAUUAGUCAGUACUCCUAUUAUUUAAUUCCAACUUGCUCUGCUCAAAAUUCUGCAAUCAAUCAAACGCAACCUACCAUCCACCUAUUGCCAGAAGAAGAAAAAAACUCCCAAGCUCAUCAGAAAUUUCAAGGGUUUUUUGUUUGUUUCAAGAAUCAGAAGAUGGCGUGUGAUCUGAAUCUCAAGGCAACCGAGCUGCGGCUCGGGCUGCCCGGCACAGAAGAAGAGUGUGUGACAGAAAUGGGGUCAAGCCUCAAGAACAAGAACAAAAGAUCCCUUCUUGUUGAAUCUGGAGAUGAAGAAGACUGCGAAUCCAAGGCCAACAAUGAAGGUGCCAAGAACUCCCCUGCUUCAAAGGCACACAUAGUGGGAUGGCCACCAGUGAGAUCCUACAGGAAGAACAAUCUGCAAGUGAAAAAGGCAGAUUCAUCAGAGAGUGGAAUGUUUGUGAAGGUUAGCAUGGAUGGAGCACCUUACCUUAGAAAGAUUGAUCUCCAUGUGUACAGUGGGUACUCAGAUCUUCUGAAAGCAUUGGAGACCAUGUUUAAGCUCUCAAUAGGUCACUACUCUGAGAGGGAAGGCUACAAAGGCUCUGAAUAUGCCCCUGCUUAUGAGGAUAAAGAUGGUGACUUGAUGCUUGUUGGUGAUGUUCCUUGGGAAAUGUUCCUGUCAUCAUGCAAGAGGUUGAGAAUAAUGAAAGGAUCAGAGACAAGAGGUUUGGGUGUUGGAAACUGAAGAUCCAGAAGCCAAAAAUUGAUAGGAAAUGAGUGGAAUUUGAAGAUCUCUUCUGUCUCAGGCAGGGAAUUUAUCCAGAUAAAGGUUCCUUCUUUGCAAGAUCGGGUUCUCGGAUUUUCAAGAAUCUCAGCUUAGUUGCUGUGAAAUGUUUUCUUUUUGCUUUUUGUAUCGUGAAAAAACAGUUUCAUGGAUUGGUCUUCUUCCACUCAAGAAUGGAACCAGAAGAAACCAGUUAUUAUGACAUUAUUAUUGUUGUUGUUGUAUUUGGGUAAUUUCAAUUUUUUGGUCGUGUAAAUGUAUGUUAUCAUCAGGAUAAAAACCUGCUUGGCUUUCAAAAGAUGCUGUGAUGUUUUGUUUCUGUUUUUGGGAUAACACCAUUGAACAAACGAAAUAAUCAGACAAGGUUGGUGGUAA